Messenger RNA from Trichogramma pretiosum, 2643 nucleotides. Its product is annotated as EF-hand domain-containing family member C2-like. Gene Ontology annotation, cellular component: microtubule. The record is from RefSeq and is a predicted model, not a curated record. The coding region runs from base 1 to 2352 and encodes 783 amino acids. Gene Ontology annotation, biological process: regulation of neuron projection development. The transcript is spliced from 7 exons. Lineage: Eukaryota; Metazoa; Arthropoda; Insecta; Hymenoptera; Trichogrammatidae.
AUGUACAAGAAGCCGAAACUGCCCUGCCUGCCGGGAUUCAACUUUAACGAUGACAUCGGUAAAACUCACUUCCACCGGGCGCAACACUUCGACCGCAUCCACGGCGACGUCUACUAUCUCGCCGACAAGCCCAACCGAUCCUCCUCCUCCGCCUCGGGCAGCAGCAGCCGCUAUCCGGCAUUAUACGCCUGGGGCGAGGAGCUGCCCAGGGUCGCCUGGCUCGAGCUCGACGGCCAGCGGCUCCAGUUCAAGGCCUACUUCGAGGAGCUGCUGUGGGAGGGCCGCACGGCGCGUCGCGUGCGCUACGUCACGAUCGGCUUCUUCCUCGAGGACGGCACCCUCAAAAUAAGCGAGCCCUCGACGGACAACAGCGGCCUCGAGCAGGGCGUGCUCGUGCGCCGUCAGCGGGUGCCACUCCCGGAUCCGGUGCACUAUCGCUACCACGACAUACUCGAUCUCAAUAUCGGCGAGCAGCCGGUGAUCUACGGCAGGCGCUACACGAUCUACGACUGCGAUCCGUUCACGAGGCGUUUUCUCAAUCGGAUGGGCAUAGCCGUGCCGGAUCCGUUCGAGCCGCCCAAGAAUCCGGUCGACGAUUUGGCGAGGCCACGACCAGCGGCGGCAGUAACGGCAGCGGCUGCCAAUUGCCCGAAGAAGCACGACAAGCUCGGCGACUUUCUCAAGUACGACGGCAAGAUACUGCGCUUCUACGGCUACUGGGACGACCGGGACAGUCUCUACGGCUACGUGCACGACCUCGAGAUACUGUUCUACCUGGCCGACGGCACCAUGGAGAUAGUCGAGAAUCUGCCGGGCGGCGGCGGCGGCCGCUCCCUCCUCGUCAAGCGCGUCAAGGUGCCUCGCUUCUUUCGCGAGAUGCCGCCGAUCGGCCAUCACGAGGAGCUCACUCUGCUCAACGUCCUCGGCGAGAGCACCCGACGCAGCUACUACGUGGCCGACAAGUCUUGGUCGACCAACGAUUCCUGCCAAGGUGCUCUGGAGGGAUACUACGAGGAGUGCGAUCUGCAGCUGGGCGCCCAGCUCAACGUCUACGGCAGACUCGUCGUGCUCACGGACAUGGACGACUACACCAGGCAGUACUACAGGGUCAAGUACGGGCUGGAGGAUUUCACGCCCAAGCCGAGGCCCGACGACGAAGCAAAGGGGAGGAAGGGAGGAUGCGUCGGCGAGCGCGAGUGGUACAUACCGCCCUACAACGGCUACGGGACGUACGAGGACUCGCUGGGCAAUUGCUUCAAGGCCGUGCCCAAGAGGCCCAAGUACAGCACCGACAAGUACUACAGAUACGAAAAUCAAUCCAACGACAAUCGCAUCCUGCGAUUCGGGGCCAAGAUGAUAAGCGACGUAGCCGCCAACGACGAUCGCUGCUUCGUCAUUUCGCUGUACUUGUUCGACGGCACGAUCGCAAUUAGCGAAGUCAGUUGUAAAAAAACAGGCCACACGUUGAGUCUGUUUCAAAAGCGCAUGUUGAUGCGUCUGCCGGGCCAGGAUCCGUUCAGCAGCGAGAAGCCGAAAUAUUACGGCGCCGAGCAUCUGUAUCUCGGCGCGGUGGUCGAGCUCAACAGCUUCAAGUUCUUCAUCGAGUCGGCCGACGAGUACACCCUCAAUUACAUGGAGCGCCACAGCAGUCAGUUCCCGAAAGCCAACGCGACCCUGAUCAUGAACAAGAUACGCGACAAGCUGCGCCCGGUCUAUCGGGAAUUCGUGACCGAGCACGCGCCCCAGUCCGGCAGCUACGUCAUCGAGCUCGGCGAUCUCAAAGCCGCCCUGAGGAAGUAUCUCGGCUCCUCGCCCCCCGACCUGCUGACCGAUCACGAGAUCGUCACGCUGGGGCGUCGCUACUCGUACUGCGAGCCGAGGCAGGAGGCGGCCUGCGAGCGCGACUACGUGCGCGCCCUGGUGCACGCCGAGCUGCUGCGCGACAACUGGUCGGGCCUCGAGCGACUCGCCGAGGAUCUCAGACACUUCGAUCGCGGCCAGAGCGGUUAUCUGGGCCGCGAGAGGCUGUAUCAGAUUAUCAGGGCCAACAGGCUGCCGCUCGAGAAAGAAUUGAUUCACCUGAUGUUCGACAGACUGGAGAGGAACUGCGCGGGUGAGAUCGAUUACGUCGACUUGCUGAAAUUUCUCGACGUCAAAUUGGAUCCACCGACGCCCGUCGUACCGGUCAACGUCAAGGUACUCAAGUGCUCGUCCCGCGGCGAGCGUGCCAAAGACUGCCAGAUCGUCGACUGGAUCUGGUUCAUACGCGAUCUGGAUCUGGAGAAGGAGCAGCAGCCCAGGAGCGAGUCGCCGCUCAUGCAGGACGGCGUGUGCGACUGCAACGACAACUAAAAGGAGAAUACGCAUAGAGUUCGAACAUCGGGAUGAAAUCGAUACAGCGGGUUCGAGCAAAGGAAGAGAACUCGAUGUUUAUGCUACAAUUACGAGAUGCUUUAUUUCGAAUAUAAUAAUAAUAAUAUACAUGUAUCAAUCGAGCUUACAAUACGAUAAUCGCAAUAAUACAUUUGCCAGUGACAGUGGGAGUCUAUUUACACACAACGUUGUACGAUGUUUACGGAAAUGCUUACACAAUUGUAUCAAAUAUUCUAGCGCUACAGGCUUAGUUACGAAUUAUAUGAUAAC